Messenger RNA from Camellia sinensis, 2657 nucleotides. RefSeq names its product Subtilase family protein. Lineage: Eukaryota; Viridiplantae; Streptophyta; Magnoliopsida; Ericales; Theaceae. Gene Ontology annotation, molecular function: serine-type endopeptidase activity. Gene Ontology annotation, biological process: proteolysis. The record is from RefSeq and is a predicted model, not a curated record.
ACCCAAUCACUCAUCUCAACGUGGUGUCAUUCUCUUCCAAUACCCAAUUACUCUCUAUAUCUUCUUCCACUCUCCGAUUUGUGGAAGAAGAAGAAGAAGAAGAAGAAGAAGAAACCAUGGGCAUGUCCAUACCCAUAUUGGUCUCCUACUUGUUGUUUGUCUCUCUAACCUCUGCAACUUCCUCAGUUCCCUCUGAAUCGAUUGAUCUUCCAAACUCCUUCAUCAUCCACGUCUCCAAAUCUCACAAACCCACCUCCUUCAUCUCCCAUCGACGCUGGUACUCCUCAAUCCUCGAUUCCGUAUCUGCAUCCUCUUCCCACAUCCUCUACACCUACGACCGCGCCAUCAAUGGCUUCUCCGCCCGUCUCAACGCCUCCCAAGCCGCCGACCUCCGCCGCGUCCCCGGCAUCCUCUCCGUCCUCCCUGACCGUCUCCACCACAUCCACACCACUCACACCCCUCGCUUCCUCGGCCUCACCGACUCCUUCGGCCUCUGGCCUAACUCCGAUUACGCCGACGACGUUAUCAUCGGGGUUCUCGAUACCGGAAUUUGGCCGGAGCGGGAGAGUUUCUCCGACGAGGGACUGUCUCCGGUUCCCUCCACUUGGAAAGGGAAAUGUAACACGGCAUCGGACUUCCCUGCAUCGUCAUGUAAUCGGAAAAUUAUUGGUGCGAGAGCUUAUUUCAGAGGAUACGAAGCUUCGAUUGGGAAACCAAUGGAUGAAUCUGCAGAAUCGAAGUCGCCGAGAGAUACAGAAGGGCAUGGGACUCAUACAGCUUCUACAGCUGCCGGAUCGGUGGUUGCGAACGCUGGAUUCUUUGAAUACGCGAGAGGUGAAGCUCGAGGCAUGGCGGUGAAAGCGAGAAUCGCUGCUUACAAGAUCUGUUGGAGCGUAGGUUGUUACGAAUCGGAUAUACUCGCAGCGAUGGAUCAAGCGAUCUUCGAUGGCGUUCAUGUAAUCUCUCUCUCCGUCGGAGCUAACGGUAGAGCGCCGGAGUAUUAUCGUGACUCCAUCGCGAUUGGUGCGUUCGGAGCUGCUCAACACGGAAUUCUCGUGUCUUGCUCCGCAGGGAAUUCCGGUCCCGAUCCCUACACCGCCGUCAACAUCGCUCCAUGGAUUCUCACCGUCGGAGCUUCGACGAUCGAUAGGGAGUUUCCGGCGGAUGUGAUUCUCGGCGAUGGUAGGAUCUACGGCGGCGUAUCACUCUACUCCGGCGAUUCACUCGGAGAUUCGAAGCUUCCUUUGGUUUAUGCUGCCGAUUGUGGAAAUCGAUACUGUUACUCAGGAAAGCUCAAUUCUACAGAAGUCGCCGGGAAGAUUGUUGUCUGCGAUCGCGGCGGCAACGCAAGAGUUGCGAAAGGAAGUGCCGUGAAACUCGCCGGCGGUGUCGGAAUGAUAAUGGCGAACACGGAAGAGAGCGGCGAAGAGCUCAUCGCCGAUUCGCAUCUCGUCCCGGCGACUAUGGUUGGGCAGAUCGCCGGCGAUAAGAUCAGAGACUACGUCAAAUCUGAUCCGUCGCCUACGGCGGCGAUAGUCUUCAAAGGGACGGUGAUCGGAACUUCUCCGCCAGCACCUAGGGUUGCGGCGUUCUCGAGCCGCGGUCCGAACCGUCUCACGCAAGAGAUUCUCAAACCCGACGUCAUAGCUCCUGGAGUCAACAUCUUGGCGGGUUGGACCGGGUAUACAAGCCCCACAGAUUUGGAUAUCGACCCGAGAAGAGUGGACUUUAAUAUCAUCUCGGGUACAUCCAUGUCGUGCCCGCAUGCAAGCGGGUUGGCGGCUUUGCUCCGGAAAGCCUACCCGGAAUGGAGCCCAGCCGCAAUCAAGUCGGCCCUUAUGACCACGGCUUACAAUUUGGACAACAAUGGCCGUAAUAUUACGGACCUUGCCACUGGAGACGAAUCAACACCGUUCAUACAUGGUGCUGGACACGUGGACCCCAACAGAGCCCUACAUCCUGGUUUAAUCUAUGACAUUGAUGGUACCGAUUACGUGGCGUUCCUCUGCGCCAUUGGAUACGAUUCGAAGAAAAUAUCAAUUUUUGUGAAUGAUCCGGUGGAUUGCGGAGCACAGAGUUUUUCUAGUCCUGGUGAUCUGAACUAUCCAUCUUUCUCAAUCGCGUUUGAUUCGAUGAAAAGUGUAAUUAAGCACAAAAGAGUGGUGAAAAAUGUUGGGGGUGAUGUGGAUGCUAUUUAUGAAGUGAAAGUGAAUGCUCCACCGUUGGUUGAGAUCAGUGUUUCACCGAGCAAGCUUGUGUUCGAUGUAGAGAAUCAGAGCUUGCCCUAUGAGAUCACAUUCACCAGUAGUGUGGCGUUGGAUAAGAUUUAUGUUGCCGCGGCUUCACAAGGAUUUGGGUCCAUUCAGUGGACCGAUGGGGCCCAUCGAGUGAGGAGCCCAAUAGCUGUCAUGUGGCGUCAGGGCUCGUCAUCAAUGUGAGAUGUUGUCCACUGGGCUAAGGAAGCUUGGGCUUGAAGACUUGGGCCAUCCAUGCUCAUAUGUUAUCGAAUGUGAAGAUUUCGCAUUUUGCUUUGUCCUGUGUAAACCAAGCAAACCUGUUGUACAAAUCAUGAAUAUAUGUCCCUGUGAAAUUGAAUGCCAAAUAAAUUUUCCCAAAGAAAUUCUAAUUGCAAACUCUGUAUUUUUAUAUUUUUUUAA